GACAGUGAUGUGCCGGAAUUUUCGCCGUAUAUUUAUUUAAUGGUUUACAAAUUAUACUUAAUAUGUAUUUCCGAGACUUGUGAAUGAAACAAAAACUACUUUUUUGAUAUUAAAAGAUAUAUGAAAGUUUAUCAACGAAGUCACAAAGGGAAUUAGAAUAAAUAACUGUCCAAUUAUGGAAAGUGAUUCUAUAAUUGAUUGUAAUAUUUGCCGUAUUUGUUUUCAAACCAGCAAUAAAACAAUAUCCUUGUUUAGUGAAAAAGAUGGCAUGUCUCCUUAUGAACAACUGAUAAGUAAUACAAAACUUAAUAUAGCAGUAAAUGAUGGGGGUCCCACUUGUAUCUGUGACCAAUGUAAUCACGAAUUGAACGUUUUGAUACAGUUUUUAAAGAAAUGUGAACGAGCUAACGACUUACUACAACAAUAUAAAGAGAAAAAUAUAGAUGUACUUGAUCAUGGAGUUGAAUGCAAUGAAAAUCAAGAAAAAUUAUUUGAAAAUGACUGCAUUGGGCUAGAAAAUGCCUAUAAUAAUAAAAUAAAUGAGAAUUUGAAGGAAGAACUACCAAAUACUAAAGAGAAUGCUCACAGUCCAGUAAACCACACUUGUCAGUUUUGCUCUAAAACCUUUACCAGAAAAUUUAACUUGAAAUUACAUGUAAUGAAACACCAAGGGCAGAUUACACAAACUCGCAGGAAGAUCACACGUCGGCCCUGCCCGGCUCCGGGCUGUAAUAAGAGCUUCACAUCCAUAACUAACCUCAACACUCAUAUAAGGAUUCACAAUGGUGAGAGACCAUAUGUGUGUACGGAGUGUGGAAAGACAUUUCGAAGUUCGACAACACUCAACGAUCACAAGAGGAUACAUACGGGUGAAUAA
Molecule: messenger RNA, 877 nt
Organism: Melitaea cinxia (Glanville fritillary)
Lineage: Eukaryota; Metazoa; Arthropoda; Insecta; Lepidoptera; Nymphalidae
Product: zinc finger protein 256-like
Exons: 4
Coding region: 176-877 (233 amino acids)
Biological process (GO): regulation of transcription by RNA polymerase II
Cellular component (GO): nucleus
Molecular function (GO): zinc ion binding; DNA-binding transcription factor activity, RNA polymerase II-specific; RNA polymerase II cis-regulatory region sequence-specific DNA binding
Source: RefSeq, a predicted model, not a curated record